This is a messenger RNA of Ostertagia ostertagi, 261 nucleotides long. The record is from the annotation of a GenBank genome assembly. NCBI's taxonomy places the organism in Eukaryota, Metazoa, Nematoda, Chromadorea, Rhabditida, Trichostrongylidae.
AUGGUGACAAGCAAAGACCAACGAGCCUCCAUCCUGCACCUCCAUCUGGCUGGAUGCACUGCAAAGACCAUCUCCAAGCAGCUCCAGAUUCCCUUAAGAACCGUGUACAACAACGUCAACAGGUACAAGGCGACAGGAACUAUGGAGGACAAGCCUAGAAGUGGAAGACCGAAGAGUGCAACGACAAAGGAGAUCGUGAAAAUCAUUCGAGAGAAAAUCCGCCGCCACCCUCGUAGGUCCGAGAGAAAAAUGGCUCUUGAG